Messenger RNA from Marasmius oreades (fairy-ring Marasmius), 342 nucleotides. RefSeq lists its product as uncharacterized. The record is from RefSeq and is a predicted model, not a curated record. The transcript has 2 exons. Lineage: Eukaryota; Fungi; Basidiomycota; Agaricomycetes; Agaricales; Marasmiaceae. The coding region runs from base 1 to 342 and encodes 113 amino acids.
AUGGUAACCGACGAAACCCAAACCAAGGAAUACGUUAAAGGCUACGGAAUCGACUGGGACAAAGUCAAAGCCGCCCUCGAGGUAACAGAUGACGGUGAUGGGCAAAUCGGCUCAUUAAUAAAGCAGAUUUUGGAAUGUGUCGACCGCGACAUUCAUUGGAUUUGCAUAGGAAAGCCCAACAACGGCAAACGCAAUUCUUUCGUUAUCUCAUUCGGUGAAGAGGCCUUUGGUACAGAUCUGGAGGCUUUGAGGAAGAAAGACAUCCCUGCUCCGGACUAUCUGAAGAGUUUUGUGAAACCAUUUCUUGUUGGCCCCGAUGUAUUUGAGGCUGUGGACUGGUAA